Messenger RNA from Kluyveromyces marxianus DMKU3-1042, 1881 nucleotides. It is a transcript of the gene CNE1, whose product is annotated as calnexin. Gene Ontology annotation, biological process: protein folding. Lineage: Eukaryota; Fungi; Ascomycota; Saccharomycetes; Saccharomycetales; Saccharomycetaceae. The transcript has a single exon. Gene Ontology annotation, molecular function: calcium ion binding. Bases 1 to 1881 code for a protein of 626 amino acids. Gene Ontology annotation, cellular component: endoplasmic reticulum; endoplasmic reticulum membrane. The record is from RefSeq and is a predicted model, not a curated record.
AUGACUACACUGUUACUUUUGAGUCAGUUGGGUCUUUUGGCAUUCGCCAAUGCUAUUAACCCUAUGGUAAAGGGCGAAUAUAGAAUUGAACAUCCUAAGAUAGGAGACUUGUCAGAAAUUGAAUCUGCUAUCUCUCCCAAAUCUUUCUAUGAAUCAUUUCAAUAUGGUUCCGAAGCGGAGUUCCGUAAGAAUUGGGUUUCUUCUGAUCUAACAAUGGAACAUGUAGACGAAACAUCUUCGAAGGCGUUCCCUGGCACAUGGAAGUUGCAGUCACCAUUUUUGGUCCCAGGAUUCAGUGAUGAUCUAUCUUUAGUUUUGGGUAGCGAACAAACUAGAGCUGCUAUUGCCCAUAGGUUAAAAUACGAUCUAUCGAUCAAGGAUAAUGAGAAACUAGUGGUGCAAUAUGAAGUUAAACUUCAAAAAAUGCUUGAAUGUGGCGGUGCAUAUAUCAAAUUGUUGAAAACCUCCGCAACUGAUCUUUCUCAGUACGACCACUCGUCAGAUGACUAUGCUGUCAUCUUUGGCCCAGACUUUUGCCAAGGUUAUGUGGACGAAAUUCAUUUGGUUUUGAAGCGCGAGAAUCCUUUUUCUGGAAAAUCUGAAGACAAAUUCUUAUUAAAUGCCCCAAAAUCUGCAUUGAACUUGCCAAUUUCUCGCUUAUAUACCUUAAUAUUAGACUCUUCUGAUCAAUCCUACGAAAUAAGACUCGAUGGUGAUGUUGUUUCAGCAGGUAGCUUAUUAUCAGAAGGUGCAUUCCAACCUCCAUUCAUUUCCCCUAAAGAAAUAGAUGAUCCUUCGGCCGUUAAACCAGCAGACUGGGACGAUAGAACCGUUAUACCUGAUCCAACUGCCAGUAAGCCCGAUGAUUGGGAUGAAAGCGAACCUCAACUAAUUCCUGAUCCUGCGUCUAAAAAACCCGACGAAUGGGAUGAAAGUAUUCCUCAGUAUAUCCCUGACAAGUCUCGUUCUCAACCUGAAUGGUGGAACGAUGAAGAAGAUGGAAAAUGGAUUGCUCCAAUGAUUUUGAACCCAUCUUGUGGCACAAAGAAGGGCUGCGGUAAGUGGAAGCCCAAAAUGGUUGAAAACGAAAAAUUUAGAGGCCCAUGGAAAGCUCCAUUGAUAGCAAAUCCUAACUAUAAAGGAGAAUGGAAGGCCCCAACAAUUCCUAAUCCUCAUUAUUACGAAGAUUUAACACCGGCAAAUAUCGAAGGUAUCAAUGUAGUAUCCUUCGAUAUAUGGGCAACGGCUAGUGAAAUCUCAUUUGACAACCUUUACAUUGGUAAAUCUGUUGAGGAAGCAGAAUUAAUCGGGAAUAAAACUUUCAUUCCAAAAUCCAAACUAGAGAAGAAAGAACUAGGUAUCGACAAACCUGAAACAGAUUCGGAAGAGCAAGAGGACAGAUCGCAUAAGGAUUCAUCUUCUGUAUCAGGGCAGGAACAGAAAGAAAAACCAGAAGAAGAAAGUUCAGACACUCCAUUAUUCGGCGCUUCAGACUCCGGUUUCGAAUUUAUCAAUAGAAUCGAGAAAUAUAUCCAAUCUUCUCAUGUCAUGAUGAAAUUCACCAAGUGGUUCUUAUCUAUCGAUGAUUUAUAUAAGGGAAUGGUUAUCAGUUUGAUCGCUACCGUGGUUGUCGCUUUCACAGUGCUAUUUGUGCUUAAGUUCAUGAUUUGGGCUCAGGGAAUUGAUAUCAAUGGUUCUACACCAUCUACCAGAGCCAGAGCAGAGAGAAAGCAGAAACGUGAAAUGGAAGAACAAUCUAAGAAAGCUGUUGGUGCAACUUCAACUGGAAUAAAACCAGGUUCAGAUGCUGAUCUUUCGAAAAGAACUUCAAAAAAACAAUCAGGGGAAGAUGAUUCUUCCAAAGAAGAAUCUGAUAAUUGA